This is a messenger RNA of Monomorium pharaonis (pharaoh ant), 1760 nucleotides long. RefSeq lists its product as uncharacterized. The transcript has 2 exons. NCBI's taxonomy places the organism in Eukaryota, Metazoa, Arthropoda, Insecta, Hymenoptera, Formicidae. The coding region runs from base 29 to 358 and encodes 109 amino acids. The record is from RefSeq and is a predicted model, not a curated record.
UUAAAUUGCGAGACGCGCGUCCAUAAACAUGAAAUUCAAACUCUGCCAGGACGCGAUGAACGUUACCGGCGUACGAAUACGGAUAUACGACGAGGAAAGAUGUAUCCACGAGCACGAUACCAUCUGGUCAGAUGGGAAGAGUGACCUUGGGACAUUGAUGCAGAAUCUACGGGACGUACAGUUGGAGGUCAAUGAUUUUUUAACCACACUGAUUCAACAGCAAGAUGUAUCCAUCAAUGAAACAGUGACUCGCUCGAUCGCCUUGGACACCGAAUCGGAUUCCGUCGAAGAGACAGAGGAAGAAGACGAGGAGGGCGAGACACAAACUAAUUCCAAGAAAUGCAAGCUGUCAACCUGAGUCUACAUUUCGUUCAUUAAUAGAAUAGAAUAGAUGAUUUAUUGGUCUUUUUGGUGCUACAUUUUAUUUAUACUUUGCUGCAACUUAACCUAAAUGUAACUUAAUCAUGUCUUUAGUUUGGACCAAUGACUUAUGUUAAUUUUAAACUCGGCUCUUUAGACUUAAAUUACGUGGACUUUAUAUCUUUUUAUCAUUCUUACAACUGGAAAAAUAUGGAGAAUAAGUUUAAUCGAAUGUAAAAGUUAAAUCUACUUUGGUGCAAAUGAGGUUUAACCUAACCUUUCUUCAUCUUUUCACUCGCAUUCUGUCAAUAAAUAUUGCACCGGCGUUUCGACGGGGCGUUUAAGUGUCGUUUCGUAAAUAGGCAUUGUCAUUUCCAUCCACAUUGUGUUUCGAAACACGGGUCGUUUUUACAUCGGAUAUUUGCUGUGGCCACGGUGACAUUGCUAGAACGCGAUAACGCGUUUCCAUUGCGCGAGUUGUUGAGUGACCACCAGAACUACGACGGACGUGGACAGCUCGCGUACAACCUGAAGCCGAGGCCACGAAAGCACGACCUGGUAAUUUGUUGUUGCAUGCGCGUCAGGCGGAUUGUUUUUAUUCUUGAUAUGCCAUCCGUUUAUUAGAACUUAUACCGCAUUCACAUCGAGACUGAUGUCCAUAACCUAGCGAGAUAAAAAUUUGCGCAAUCUUUUUCCGCUAGCUCGUACAGAACAGAUUUCUUGAAAAUAUUUAUAGUAUAGUGGAAUGUUUUAGGACAUUCGUCCUAAGAGUGUUCUUUGUGCUAUAUAUGCAUAAUGUUAUAUGAGAAUCGUAUCCUGGUUCUAUUUUUAAGUCUUCUUGCGGUAGAUGCUACUAGCUAUUAAUCUAAUUCAUUUAACUACAAAAACGUGAUGUAAAUGAAAGAUUGAUAGUUGUUUUUGUCCGUAGAAAAAUUCCUGGAAUGUGUCUCAAGCUUCUGUAAGCAGGAUCAUAACAUUAAUUGUUGAAUAAUCAGUGAAAUGAUUGUCCAGAGAAUAUAUUAAGAUAAUAACUUUAAAAUAAUAAAAUAAUUUAUGUUGCAUUGCCAACAAAUGAAUGAUCACAUAAGUUCUUAAGCAAUUAUUAAUUUGGUAAAUCUUUAUUAAAAAUAAAAGGACAUAACAUCUCAACCAAAUUUUCUGAUUUUUAUCAGAUGUACAAGUUCAUAAAGAUUGCAUAAAUAUCAAUGCUAUUUCACAUAUCUCAGAAUAGUACAAUUGCAUAAUAAGAAUAUGAUAUAAGUAAACAGAUUUAAUUACAAUAAAAAAUUAUCCAUUACAAAAUUAAAAAAUAAAAUAAAGGUAAAAUAUCAAGUAUUACCUCAAAAUUUGUAUUGGAAAGCACACAAUAUUGUUAGUUGAAAGAGAUUGAUCGAUAAAAA